AUGAGUGACAAGUCUCAGGUUUCGGCGGAGGCUGCAGGCGGAGGAGUCAAGCCUCUGGUGGGCUUCUUGGGCCCCCAGGCCUCGUACACGCACCAGGUAGACAUCUUCGAGGUCGUACAAGCCGGCGAGGUCGCUUUUGGCGUCGUUCCCGUCGAGAACUCAACCAAUGGGUCCGUCCUGUUCACGCUGGACAACUUUGCCGACCGCAACGGCUUGUACCCAGACAUUUCGGUCUGCGGCGAGAUCUACCUCGACGUGCACCACUUUCUCGUCGGCCGCCGUCCGGACCCGGCUCACGACGCCGCUGCCGGUCCGGGACUACGAGGAGGAGACGAAGGCUCCGGCGCCUGCACGCCGACGGCGUCGGACCCGAACCCGCUGAAGCCGCGGACGAAGCCGCUGUGUAGCCUCAAGCACGUCCGGCGCCUGUACUCGCACCCGCAGGCGUGGGGCCAGUGCGUCGCCUUCUUGCAGACGUAUCUCAAGGGCAUCGAGGCCAUCGACGUUAGCUCGACGAGUCGCGCGGCGGAGCUGGUCAGCCUGGACGAGACGGGGACGAGCGCCGCCAUCUCGAGCGAGAUCGCGGCGGGUAUGCACGGCAUCGACGUGCUCGCGCGGACGAUCGAGGAUCGCGAGGACAACACGACGCGAUUCUUCAUCAUCCGAAAGGGGCUGGACGAGAAGCAAAAGAUGCCAGGCCACUGCGUGAAACCAAAGACGAAGACAAAGUCCAUGGUGUCGUUCACGGUCCCGCACGAGGCUCCCGGCGCGCUGGCGGACGUGUUGGAGUGUUUCCGGCGCUACGGGACGAAUCUCACGAGCAUCAACAGCCGGCCGAGCCUGACGGCGCCGUUCAACUACGUCUUCUUCGUCGAGUUUGAGGGGCACCGGUUCCGGGAUCCGGAGGGGAGGGUCAAGGGGGCGCUGGACGGGGUGGCUCGGGUGGCGGAGAGAUGGCGGUGGCUUGGGAGCUGGGAGGACCAGCGGUCGUGA
Messenger RNA from Colletotrichum abscissum, 993 nucleotides. Its product is annotated as prephenate dehydratase. Gene Ontology annotation, molecular function: prephenate dehydratase activity; chorismate mutase activity. Lineage: Eukaryota; Fungi; Ascomycota; Sordariomycetes; Glomerellales; Glomerellaceae. Gene Ontology annotation, cellular component: cytoplasm. The transcript has 2 exons. The record is from RefSeq and is a predicted model, not a curated record. Bases 1 to 993 code for a protein of 330 amino acids. Gene Ontology annotation, biological process: L-phenylalanine biosynthetic process.